AUUUAUUAUCAAAUAUGACCCUUACAGCAACACCUUAAUGUAGAUUCUCUUCUGGCCCAAGGAGAAAAUGGUGUUUCCAUUUCUGCCAAUGACAUCUGAACAGGAAGAAUAUAAACCGCAAUAGAAGGAUUAACUUGGUAGCUCCAGGGGACGGAACCUCACGUUUAGAGCUCGGCUACUUUGUGCUAUCUCAUUUUUUAGAUCAUCAGCUGCGAUGGAUUCCCUUAGCCAACACCUGGAGGGUCUCAAACUCUUUGGAAACAAAGAUCAAGUUGAAGUUGAAGAGGAAAUCCUGGAAAGCCUAAACAUGGUGCUGCAAGCUGUGACUGGAGACCAACAACUCUCAGGGAACCUUCUCCAAGCCAGUGGGAUUUUCACGACAUUGGGUCAGAUUCUGACAAGUCAUCCACGAUGCGCAGUGCCUGCUGCACAAGUCCUGGCAGAGCUGGCUAAGAAUGAGGAGUUAAAGCAGCCCUGCAUAGAUGCUGGCCUGGUGUCUGCUCUGCUGCCUCAUCUGGAAAGCUCUGACCAAGAUCUGCUGCUCCACUCUGGGAGGGCCAUUGGGCGCAUCUGUUAUGGAAACAAGGAACUUCAGGAGGAAUUAGUCAAGGCUGGAGUGAUCUCCUUGCUGGUCAAGAUCCUAUGUGACUUUCCAGAAAGUGAACCACUUGUGAGAGUGGAUCUGUUGGCCCUGUGUAAUUUGGCAGAGUUGGACACAGCUAAGGAAGCUCUCAGCAAGACCAACGUGGCAGAGGAGCUGGUAAGGCAAUUAAGGAGGGCUGAGAAUCAGGAGAGAUUGGAGAUAGUCACUGAGAUCCUACAGCUUUUGGCAGAGAAUGAUUCCCUGAAAGUGCAGCUGGUAGAUGCAGAUGUUCAAAGUGCCCUCGUGGAGAUCCUGCAGAGGGUCCAGGACAGCCCAGAGGUUGAGGCUGCAGGCAUUACAAAGAGCAUCUCAGACCUUGUCAUCUCUCUACUCCUGGGAGAUGAGUCUAUGCAGAAACUGUUUGCUAAUGGAACCGGCCUCAUCUACCAGAGGAUCGGCAGCUGGCUUUUGUCCUCGAAUAUCCAGCUGCAGCUGACUGGCGCCCUGGCAGUCGCCAACUUUGCCAGAAAUGACAGCAACUGUGUGAAGAUGGUACAACUGGGUGUUGUACAUCAGCUCCUCGAUGUCCUGGAAAGGCACGUGGACAAUGGUGAUGUGACGGUACAGCACGCAGCCCUGAGUGCCCUCCGUAACCUCGCCAUCCCUGUGAUCAACAAAGUGCAGAUGCUGGAAGAAGGUGUGGCCAAACGUAUCCAGAUGUUGCUGAGGUCCGAGAUGCCUCCAGUGCAGUUUAAACUCCUAGGAACACUCCGAAUGUUGAUGGAUGGCCAAGUGAAAGCCGCAGAAAGUCUUGGGCAGGACCCAGCUCUGUUGAACCGGCUAGUGCAGUGGUGUGAAGCCAAGGAAAAUGCAGGUGUCCAAGGAGAAGCCAACCGCCUCCUAGCUUCACUGCUGAGACACAGCAAGUCCCAGGAAGUGGUUAGAGCCAUUCAGGAAGCCCAGGGAAUGAAGCACCUCGUUUCCAUGACAACCAGUGAGCACGCCAUCAUGCAGAAUGAAGCUCUGAUAGCACUGGCCAUUGCUUCAGCAAUUAAUUUAGAAAUCAUCAAAGAUGCAUUUAAAGAGUCCAAAUUGAUUCCAAAUUUACAGAAGCUUCUUGAAGAUGAUAUGACAAGCCCAGAGGUGAAGUACAAGUCCCUGGGCCUCUUAUGCAGCCUCCUGAGUUCAGGUGAUUUGAGAAAGCAAAUGGAGGAAGCCAAAGUCCAAGACACACUGGAGAGCCUCUGCAACCACAGUAAUGUCAACGUGGUCAAACAGGCCGUCACCGCAAUCCAGAUCCUGAAAAGAAACGCCCAGGACUCAGGUCUCUUUUUCCCCUAGGUGCUGGUGUUCCUGUUUCACCGAGACCAGCCUUCCUUGGGAGGUUGCUGUUUGCAAUAUAUAUUACACCUAUUCUUCUUGCCAUCUCUUCCUCACACUUGAGGGGGGAACCCAGAGUAACCCCAUCCCUGGACGCCAAACACAGCACACUCACAUUCUAAGUGGUAGUAGUACCCAGCAACAUUGUGGUCUUCCUGCCAACUUUGGGGAUUUUUAGUCACCUACCUGUGCAACCUCUACGCUCACCUUUGAUCCAGGUGGUCCCUCUAGCUGAUACCCUAGAGGAAUUCUUCAUUCAGUGUGAACCACGCUCCCUUUCAUGUCCCUCACCAAUCAGGGACCUUUCACCAGCCCUUUCCUUCUUCUCUAAAACAGGCCUAGAGAUUGCAGGGAACAAGUUAUAAAAAAGGCUCGGUUUAGGGAAGUGGUCACCGAAGUGGCGCUGAAAGAAUGGCUGGGGAAGAACUCCUCACCUUAGAUAGUUAAUCAUGCAAUGAAUAUUGGACUGUCUGCUACACAAAGCACCAUUAACCACAGCAGUGGCAAUGUGACAUUGUUAGGACUCUUCUAGAGUUAAUUUUGCAAAUUGCACCAAAGCCUACGCUGGCAACCCAAGUUAUAGAAUCCCACCAAUAUUUCCCAGCUCCCAGGUCUCUACUUUCACCAAGUGGGCAAGAUCUUUUUAACCAAAACGUAGGGAAAGCCCCAAAUGACUGAUCCCUGGUGUAUGAUCUCCUCUUUGUUAAAGACUUGUGGCCAUCCUAACUAUCCCUCAUCUUAAGACCCGUUGAACCUACAUCCCACCUCAACCCUCCCAAGAACUUUUUUUUAAAAACCAUUGCUCAGGAUUGACUGGUCUUCCAAAGCAGAAUCCUACCUAAAAACCUACGGCCCAAUCAAUAAUUUUAUGAAAGCCCAGCUUCCACUGGAUUUAAGUAAUCUUAUAAGUAACAGGUCUUCCCUACCCUCACGAUGCAGUGGAAAGAAUGUUAGAUUUGUCAUCAGAGGGCCUGGAUUCAAAUCCCAGCUCUGCCCUUAUUACCUGUUCAGAAAGUCACUUAAAGGAAGGAAGGUUAGAUCAGAUGACUCUUGAAUUUUCUUCCAGUUCUGUGCUCCCAGCAGCAGAAACAACUGACAUGUCUUAGUAGCAAUAAUCUCAUUUACCAUAGAAAGAGAAAAAUUGGAUUCACAGGGAAAGACUGAGGACUGACAAGGUCCCUGAAGGGGAGGUCUCAUGAAACAGGUUCACACUAUGGGGAAGAUGACACUUACCUCUCAGAUGCAAUCAUUUCUGUCCAUCCACUGGCCCACAAUGAUACAGUGAAGUAUCCUCCUAGAAAACAGAUCUGUCUUCUGGGAUCUGUAGGCUCUGAGAGCAGUAUCUGCUAGUACAGGUCAAGGGCAGGCAGCGAGAACUAGGAGUUACUAAGGAAGAUGGGAGGGAGUCCAAACACAUCUCAUUGAUAUUCUGUCCCAAUUACUGUCAAGUGGAAAUGACAAAAGAAUUCUCUGCAUCUCAACUCCGUAAUUUGUUCAAUGAAUAAACUUCAAUUCCAUAACAAGUUAGUGACUCUCCAUUCCUUGGGUCUGUAUAAUAUUAUGCUUUUGUAUACUGCUUUAAAAAAUAAAAGCCUUUGCAAAGCCAA
Antechinus flavipes (yellow-footed antechinus) is the source of this 3570-nucleotide messenger RNA. RefSeq names its product rap1 GTPase-GDP dissociation stimulator 1-like. The record is from RefSeq and is a predicted model, not a curated record. Bases 215 to 1924 code for a protein of 569 amino acids. Gene Ontology annotation, molecular function: guanyl-nucleotide exchange factor activity; protein binding. Gene Ontology annotation, cellular component: cytosol. Gene Ontology annotation, biological process: positive regulation of GTPase activity. NCBI's taxonomy places the organism in Eukaryota, Metazoa, Chordata, Mammalia, Dasyuromorphia, Dasyuridae. The transcript has 16 exons.